UCUCUAAGGAAAUUCAAUUCCUGUUAUAAGUUUUCUUUAAUUUUAAUUGAUUUUAUCCCUUUUCCCUUACAGAUCAUGUCGAGCACUGAUAGUUGCAGUGACAGCAGUUCCUCCAGCGAUGAAAGGCACCGGAAAAGGAAGCACAAGAAGCACAGCAAAGAUGUGGACAAGUCCAAAAAGAAGAAGUCCAAGAAGCACAAGAAAGUGAAGCGUCGCCACAAGGAGAAAAAGCGAAGCAGGCAGGAGGAGGAGCAACCUCCAGCUUUGUUGAACGUUGCGCCACCAGAAGAUGUGGCUUCAAAUAGUGAAGAUGCCUUUGGUCCUGCACUGCCACCGCAUUUGAGGAAGCCGAUUCUACCAGAAAUUCCAGAGGAGAGCCAACCGAAAGUGCAACCGCAGGCCAUGAUUGGUCCCAUUUUGCCCAGCAGUUUGGCUAAGGAAAAGUCUCCUGUUGAAGAUGCCGAAUCGGAGGAUGAAGAUGAUCUGGCUGGCACCUUUGGCCCACUGCCAAACGCCAGCCAAGUGGCCUUAGAGGAGCGUGCUUUGGCCCUCAAGUUGGCUGCCCUGGAGGGCGGAGCGCUGGGUACUUCGACAGACCAGGAAGUGCGUGAAGAGUGGAUGCUGGAACUGCCGGAUGUGGGUCUAAAAAGCGGUCUUGCCGCCCUGAGCAACAUGAAGCGCACCUUCCAUCAGGGAAAGGAGCGACCCGACUUCAGCGAUCGAUCCUCCUGGACGAAGACGCCCCAGAGUGAAGCGGCUGCUGCUGCAGCGGGACCAAAGUCCUUCAGCUCCAAGGAACUGGAGCAGAUGGCCCAGGCGAAGUACGAGCAGCAGCGCGAUGACGAACAGGAGAGUAUGGCCAAGAAACACAAAAAAAAGCACAAACGUGACGAGUCUCUGGUGGAGUUGCAUCAAAAAAAGCUAAGAAAGGAGCAGAGGGAAAAGGAAAAGGAGUUGGCUGCCUCGGGUUCCAAGCCAGAACGAAGACCCUUUAGCAGGGAUGUGGACUUGAAGCUUAACAAGAUCGACAAGAAUCAAACCAAGCAGAUUGUGGACAAGGCAAAGAUACUCAACACCAAGUUCUCCAGGGGGCAGGCCAAGUAUCUUUAG
Drosophila takahashii is the source of this 1110-nucleotide messenger RNA. Its product is annotated as GPALPP motifs-containing protein 1. Lineage: Eukaryota; Metazoa; Arthropoda; Insecta; Diptera; Drosophilidae. The record is from RefSeq and is a predicted model, not a curated record.